Messenger RNA from Ruditapes philippinarum (Manila clam), 889 nucleotides. Its product is annotated as glutathione S-transferase Mu 4-like. The record is from RefSeq and is a predicted model, not a curated record. Lineage: Eukaryota; Metazoa; Mollusca; Bivalvia; Venerida; Veneridae. Gene Ontology annotation, biological process: glutathione metabolic process. The transcript has 7 exons. Gene Ontology annotation, molecular function: glutathione transferase activity. Bases 95 to 748 code for a protein of 217 amino acids.
AAUUGUUCUGUUGACUACUGUUUGGACCAAUCAGAGUACAGCUAUACAUGUAUUUAGAACAUAUAUUUUACGUAUACGCAGCAGUUGAACAACCAUGCCUGAGUUAGGAUACUGGAAAAUUCGUGGGCGUGCCCAGCAAAUCAGAUUGCUCCUUACAUAUGCAGGAGAAGAGUUUACAGACACUGUAUACGAACAAGGAGACCCACCAGAAUUGAGCAGAGAGGCAUGGAAUAGUGUAAAACCUAAAUUUACGGAACUGCUGGACUUUCCAAAUCUACCAUAUUAUAUUGACGGGGAUGUAAAAAUAACUCAGAGUAACGCCAUUCUGAAGCAUAUAGCCAGAAAACAUAAUUUAGAAGGGGACACAGCUAAAGAAAAAGCAACUGUUGACAUGCUUUUAGAUCAAGCUAUGGAUCUGAGAAAUGGGGUGGUCAGAUUAUGUUAUAAUAAAGAUUACGCAAGCUUAAAAGACGAGUAUUUCAAAAAUGUUCAAACUUCUCUGGCACUUUUCGAAAAGAAGCUUGGAGACAACAAAUGGUUUACCGGUGAUAAGAUAACUGUGGUUGACUUCCCGAUGUACGAGCUUUUGGAACAACAUACCCGUAUGAAAUCUGAUUCACUAGACGCAUACCCGAAACUUAAAGCAUUCCUCGGAAGAUUCCAGGAGUUACCGAAAGUGAAAGAGUAUCUCGCGCAGGAAAGUGUACGUAAUAUGCCAAUCAACAACAAAUCUGCCGCAUUUAGAUAAAACAAAUGAAGAAUGACUUUGCUACGCAGCCAUCAUGUACUUAAUUUUUCGAAAAAAAUUCCUCAUUUGAAAGUUGUAAAUGGUAUUAACAGUUUUUUAAGCUUUACGGAUAUCUUUUGUAAUAUAGUACUUUUAAGAUUU